Helianthus annuus (common sunflower) is the source of this 2056-nucleotide messenger RNA. Its product is annotated as sodium/calcium exchanger NCL2. The record is from RefSeq and is a predicted model, not a curated record. Gene Ontology annotation, biological process: calcium ion transmembrane transport; intracellular calcium ion homeostasis. Lineage: Eukaryota; Viridiplantae; Streptophyta; Magnoliopsida; Asterales; Asteraceae. The transcript is spliced from 8 exons. Gene Ontology annotation, molecular function: calcium:proton antiporter activity; calcium ion binding. Bases 29 to 1924 code for a protein of 631 amino acids. Gene Ontology annotation, cellular component: membrane.
UUCCUUCAACACAAUUACCAUUUUGGAAAUGGGAAAAUUAAUUGCAAAAAGUGCAAUUUAUUGUGUUUUUAUUCAUUUCCUACUAGUAGGGAAAGUUGUAAGUCGUCAUUUGCAAUAUAAUGCUGUGGAGUUGGUGUCGGAUGGUUUCAGUGAUGAAUCGAUUCUACGUCUGAAAGGAUCCGAUUCUUCUGAAGAGGAGUGUAAGCUGAUGUACGGGUUUUUGCCAUGUUCAACGAAUAUCCCGAGUCAUAUCUUCCUCAUUGUGAUUUAUGAGUACCUGUUAUAUCAUGGUGAAUCCUAUGCUGGUGGUGAUGGGAGAAUAUUUCGUGUCCUUGGCAAAAACUUUUAUGUUUCAAUUUUUUCUCAGCUUCUUGACUCCCUUCCAGAUUCUUUGAUUCUUCUUGCAACUGGACUGUCUUGUGAUCAAGAAAAAGCGCAAGAAUACGUUCUAACAGGCGCGGGGUUGCUAGCCGGAUCAUCAGUAUUACUUCUCACACUUCUCUGGGGUACAUGCUUCGUCUGCAGCAGAAGAAAAUUCACGGGUUCGCAUUCUUCAUCAUCUCUCCUUGCAGGUUGGGGUGUUCAUACAGAUCCAGAAACCAGCUUUCAUGCCACAGUUAUGUUCUAUUCUCUUAUACCAUUUGUAAUCAUCCUAUUUCCGAGUGUGUUUGGAAUAUCAUAUUCUACUCAAGAACACAAGAUCGUCCUACUUGUGUCACUUUCGGCUGCCGUGAUUUGUUUGAUCUCAUACUUCUGCUAUCAGUGUUUUGAAAAAAAGAUAUGGAUAAGGAGACUGGAGUAUGCAGAAGUCGAACAAAAAGUCGAAAUGCAUGUACCGUUUUAUGAGGUGCAGGCACUUAUGAUGGACAGGGAAAAACAUUUGAUAAAAAGACAAAAAGAUAUGGAGCAAAUGCUGAAAACUACAGAGAAUGACAAAGAGAGUACAAUGAGCAAGAAAGAAUUCCAUAAAAUGUUUGAAGAAUGGCUUGAUGACACCAAAAAAUUAAUGGAUGAUCCAUAUUCGAUGGAUAAAAAGGAGACCGAAUACAAUCAAGUUGUGGAACUGUUACUAGAGGAUAAGAACAAAUGGAUAGAGCUAAUGUCGUUUAUGAUGGAAGAUGCUUCGGGAGAGAAGUUUCUUACAGAAGAUGGGACCCCGAAUGAAUCUGCCAUAUACGGAUUUUUCGAUAAAAUCGAUAUUGACAAAAAUGGACAUAUUACACCAGCUGAACUAGAAGCCUACUAUCAGAAGAUACUGUUAGAUGAUGAAAUAGCGGAGAUCAUAAUGAGACAUCUAGACAUAGAUGGGAAUGGAGAUAUAGAUAAAGAAGAAUUCAAAUCUGGAGUUAAAAAAUGGCUCGCUUCACGUAACUUACAACAACGGUCGCAGGACAGCAACCUAGAACCCGAUAAGUACCAUCGGACUGAGGCAAAGGCAAAGACAAAGGAAAUGCUUAAGGCAAUAAUACUACUGAUAGUAGGAAUCUUAAUGAUAACAUUCUUGGCUGAGCCUCUGGUGGAAAGUGUUAGACAAUUUUCAGAAUCUGUAAAGAUAGAGCCCUUUUAUGUGUCAUUCAUCUUAGUCCCGUUGGCCACCAAUGCUAGAACAGCAAUUGCAGCCAUUAGAGCUGCUAGUCAGAAGAGACAUCACACAACAUCGUUUACUUUCUCUGAGAUAUACCACAAGGUUUUCCUGAACAAUAUUCUGGGAUUUUGUGUUCUUGUCUCAGUCAUAUAUUUCCGUGGGUUCACAUGGCAUUUUUCAGCAGAGAUUCUAGUUGUGGUCAUCGUUUGCAUAAUAAUGGGACUUCUCGCAAGUUUAAAAUCCAAAUUUCCUGACUGGACUUUGCUCAUCGCUUUCCCACUCUAUCCGUUAUCUAUGGUAGUUGUUUAUUUUGUAAAUGAUGCUUUUCAGUUUACUUGAAACUUGAUCGAGUCUGAGAGGUGUCGGGUAUGCUGUACUUUUCACGUCAGUUUCAUGCAUUGCUCAUUUCCUUCGCAUAAAUCUGUAUUGUUUGAGAAUCUGGAAUGUAAUAAUAUGUCUUGUUAGAAAUAA